Molecule: messenger RNA, 810 nt
Organism: Helianthus annuus (common sunflower)
Lineage: Eukaryota; Viridiplantae; Streptophyta; Magnoliopsida; Asterales; Asteraceae
Exons: 4
Coding region: 1-810 (269 amino acids)
Source: RefSeq, a predicted model, not a curated record
AUGGACGAAAGGUGUAAACUUUUCAAUGCUAUACACCAAGUUCUGUUAAUGCGACAGGGUCCAAUACACGAGUUCACCUUUGACCCGUACAUAAGCUGUAACUGUUUUGAACUUGAUCAAAUAAUAUUACAUUUGUCAAGGAACCACACUGUCAAGAAAUUAAGACUUGCUCUUGAUAGUGAGUAUUCGUAUAAGUUACCCUUAUGUGCCUUCUCUAUGCAUCAGUUAACAGACCUAGAUCUCAGCCAUGUUGAUAUUGACCAUCAACCAAUAUUCAGUGGAUUUGGUAGCCUUAGAAGCUUAUGCUUGUAUUCUGUAAAGAUCUCUAAAAAAGCUCUUCUUCAUCUUUUAUCUAAUUGUCCGUCACUUAAGAGGUUCAGUCUCCUAGGAUUUAUCGGUCAUAAAGAUUGCACAAUUAUUGAGCUAUUUGAUUGUCUACAUGUGAUUGAAGAUCUGACUAUUUAUGGGUACAAUGCCCGUCAGCUUGUUCUAGACUCGGUUCCAGAAGAGCUUUCAACCUCCACCUCAAAUACUUUUGCUGAACUGGAGUAUUAUGAUGUAAAUGAGGUAUAUUCUGGUAUAUUGGAAAAAUAUUCAGAUGUUUGGUUGGAGCAUAUCAAGGAAUUGGUGGUUGAUUAUUUUAACAACUCGAAGCCUUCAAUGGAGUUUGUGAAGUUUAUCUUGGCCAGGUCUCCUAAGCUGAAGAAGGUGUUGAUAGGUAGUGUGGUUGAGAAGGAUGAAGAGGCGGAGAUGUUAAAAUUUCUCUUACAGGCCCCACGCGCAUCAACGGUAGAAAUCGUUGUAAAGUAG